This is a messenger RNA of Penaeus chinensis, 630 nucleotides long. RefSeq names its product lysine-rich arabinogalactan protein 19-like. NCBI's taxonomy places the organism in Eukaryota, Metazoa, Arthropoda, Malacostraca, Decapoda, Penaeidae. Bases 1 to 630 code for a protein of 209 amino acids. The record is from RefSeq and is a predicted model, not a curated record. The transcript has 4 exons.
AUGUCCACUUACUUCAUCUCUCCAGCAGCCCCAGACACCUUUCUCCUCAGUUUCGCCUCUCUUCUACCCAACACUACCCUAAUAUCUCCAACACCACUCUCCAACACCCACUCUCGUCCAACACCACCUCUCUCUCCCCAACACCACCACGAUCUCUCCAACACCACCCCACUCUCAACCAACAUCACCCCACUUUCCCCCAACACCACCCCACUUUCUCCAACACCACCCCACUUUCCUCGAACACCACCCCACUUUCCUCCAACACCAUCCCACUUUCUCCAACACAGCCCCACUCUCCCCAGCAUCCCAGUGAAGGAGGCAGAGGAUCACAGAGAAAAGUCGGCAGAAACGAUGCUGGCAAGACACAGGACUCCUUUCUGCAAGUGUCCUGAGUCCUCUCACCAUCUGUUCAUCCCACGUACACAGCAUCCUGCAGCUUCCCUGGUCUAUAUCGAGGACUCGGACCAUCAAACUUCUUGCCAUGCCCCCCUCUACCCAACCCCUACUACCCUACCCUACUCCUUGCCUCCCUGUCUCCCCCUCUGUCCCUUCUGUAUCUCCCACACUGUUGUUAUUACUCGUCGUGGCGAUGGUGUCAAGAGUUCGUGGGAUGUGAGGCAUGGUUGA